AUGGACCCAUCCCAGCUCGACGAUCUCGACACCCGCCUGCAAAUCUGCACCAUCGGGUCUCCCACCGUGCCACCGCCCCCAACCGCCCCGGCCGCCGGCACUCAUUUCCACCCGCGCGUCGUAUCUGCGCCAGCCGCUCGCACACCCCCAUACGCAUCUCGACCCGAAGACGAAGAAGACGUCGGCGACAUCUCCAACAUCCUCACCCUGCUCUGCAACCUGCGUCACGUCAAAGACCCCGAGAUCCUGUACGCCGCGCUCCUGCGCCAGGCGUGGGCCGCGUACCGCGCGCGCGGCCUGCCGCCGGCGCAGUUCCGCACGCUCGUCGACGCGGAGUGCGGGCCGCAGAGGGAGAAUCUUGCGGCGAUGCUGCGUGAGAUUGAGAUGAGGAACAUGCGUCCCCAGUUCGGCAACGACAAGGCUGAGAUUGAGGACAUGAUGAGGGAGUAUCAAGAACGGAGCGUGGUGUUGAGGCAGAGGGAGGAGAUGUUGUUGAGCGUGCUGCCGGAGGGAGAGAGGGAGGGGUGGAAGUGGGAGCCGACGGCGGAUCAGUUCCGGGAAGGUAUGCCGACGGAGGAGGACUUGGCGCUCUUGGUGCGGAGUGUUGAGGAGAGGGAAGAAGAGAGGUCGAGGAAGAGGGCUGGGCGGGCGUCUCCAACUUGUAGUAGUUACAGAUGA
Molecule: messenger RNA, 678 nt
Organism: Diplodia corticola
Lineage: Eukaryota; Fungi; Ascomycota; Dothideomycetes; Botryosphaeriales; Botryosphaeriaceae
Exons: 2
Coding region: 1-678 (225 amino acids)
Source: RefSeq, a predicted model, not a curated record